Aspergillus welwitschiae is the source of this 1642-nucleotide messenger RNA. RefSeq lists its product as uncharacterized. NCBI's taxonomy places the organism in Eukaryota, Fungi, Ascomycota, Eurotiomycetes, Eurotiales, Aspergillaceae. Bases 291 to 1541 code for a protein of 416 amino acids. The transcript has 5 exons. The record is from RefSeq and is a predicted model, not a curated record.
AUUGGGAGAUCUAAUAAUAAGUCCGAUCGAUGUCAUCGCUGGUCGCCAUCCGCCAUUUUGUCACUCCUGUGCGCUGACUCGGCCACCUGGCCCGUUUUAUUCUCGGCCUCUACGCUCUAGUCGCAUCUUGCUUUUCUGUCAAUGCCGUUCAAGUCUGUUGUCGCACCCAGAACAUUUACUCACUCGUCAUAUCCAGACAGGCCUUUCUUAACUGCCUUCGAGCGGAUCCAUCCCCAUCGCUUCAAAGCUUGACUCCGUCCGUCCUCGUACCACGGUCUCUUCCGGUAAACAUGGCAUACUACGAGCCUCAGGGUUGGCAGGCACCGGCCGCGCGCCAGGCCUCUUGGGAGCAACCUGCUCCCCCAUCGCGGUCAGGAUCGAGUUCCGUCUCCCAGCGUGACGAAAUCCCGGCGUUUUCUUCUCAGUUCGAUGAGGUCGACCGUGCUAUUGACAACCUCGUCAAGAGUGGAAAGCUGUGGGCUGCACCCCGGAGGGAUUCCAUGCCCAUGAUGAUGGGCCGUCCCUAUCCCGACUACGAUCCCCGCAUGGUCAACUCAAUGAGCCAGCGUCAUCACUCGAUCAGCGAGUUCGAUUCUCGGAUGCAUCCCAGUCCCAAUGUCCAGGGCUUCUAUGCCUCUCAGCGAUUCCAGGGUCGCCCCAAUGAAGUAGAGCAAAUGAUGCAAGCGAAGCGUCGGAUGGCAGCACAGCGUGAGAGGGAGCUCCGCAACUAUCACCAGGAGCAACAGUACAACCGAAGCCUGCUUGCCGAAAUGUCUGGAAACAAGUCCGAUCGCUCCCUCAGCCCGGCCGCCAUGAGCGAAGAAAGCCGCCGGGAACUACUCGCUCGUCAGCAUAGGGCUUUAUACGGCAACGACAGCCCUGCCUUCUUCCCUCCCGCCGGUCUCGCCGAUGACGGCACACGCUCCGAAAGCCAGGCAGGUGGCACGCCGACUUCCUCGACCGGCGUCCGUGGUGCAUCCCCCCGCAACGUUGAUCCGUUCGGUCUCGCACAGACCCCGGUUCAGGCUGGCGCCGACAGUCUCGGUCAGACUGCAGCCAGCGCUGCCUCCCUGCAGUCGCCUUCUCGUGCCAACAGCACCUCCUCCCCCAGCUCUGCCAUCAACCCUGUUUUUGGCAAAUACGACAGUGCCGACCAGCCUGUAACCUCGACAUCGUCUCCCGGCGGUGCUGAUUCUCCUUCCUCGAGACAAGCUCCUUCCAAGUCAAUGGCUGGGCCGAUUGGCUCCGUUGGCCCCAUUGGAACCCGUCCUUUGCCCCAGCCUCAUGCGGGACAGGUAUCUAACCCGGCGCUGAACAAGCGCUCCACGACUCCGCUGCCCUCUCCCCUGGGAUUCGGUUUCACUCCAGGCGAUGCCGCUUCGGAUCGUUCUGUUCCCUCCGUGUCGACCGCACCCACUACUGCGGCUGCGACUGCUAGUGUCAAGGAUACAUCCGGGGGAGUUGGCCUUGGCUGGGGCAACGGCAGCGGUGUCUGGGGUUCCAAGAACGGUCUCGGAGUUCAGGCCUCGGUCUGGGGUUGAAUAACAAUGGGCGGAUAACCAACAUCACGCAUUAUUUGUUCGGCAUGUGUUCGCUUCUGUGCUGUGGCGUUUUAAGAGAGGGGUUUCGUUUUGAUACUAUU